GUUCUUACCCACAGUUACAUGGAUUGGAUCUUCUGGGGACGCAUUUGAAAUAAAGUAUUUAUAUUUUCUUUGACUUGGUGUUUAUCGAAUGACUCAUACACUACCUCAACUCGACAAUGCAGAGUACACCGUCGGAUGGAUCACGGCUUUGCCGCAUGAGAGGAUUGCCGCAGAAGUGAUGCUUGACAGAAGGCAUGCGCCACCGCAGUAUAUACACCCUCAUGACCACAACACCUACACUCUGGGUUCUAUCGCUGGUCCGAAUGGGAAUCAUAAUAUAGUCAUCUUCAGCUUUCCGCCUGAUUGGUAUGGGACCACCCCGGCCGCCCUAUAUGCCACCCAGAUGCUGCUCAGCUUUCCAUCGAUUAAAUUCGGGCUUAUGGUUGGAAUUGGCGGGGGCAUUCCAAGUGAACGAAUUGAUAUCCGACUGGGCGACGUUGCAGUUAGCAGACCCGAAGGCAUUUACGGAGGAGUGAGACAAUAUGACCGUGGAGAAAGGACUGCAUCAGGUUUUGAAGAGUGUGGCGCCUUGAGUCCCCCACCUAGGAUUCUCCUCAACGCUAUGGUAGCACUACAAAGCAAACACAUGAUAACUGGAAGCGCAACACCCAAUAUAUUGGCCGCGGUGUAUGAGGCCAAUCCGCUGAUGGUCCGCCCGAGCAAGGGAUACAGCUAUGCGUAUCCCGGAACGAAGUACGACCGACUAUUCUGUUCGUCUUAUGAACAUCCGCCGGGCAGAGAUGACUGUACUGCGUGUGGCGGAACGUAUGAAGUGAAGCGGCCCGAAAGACCAGAUAAUGCUCCUUCUAUCCACCAUGGCACAAUUGCCUCUGGAAACAUGGUCAUCAAAGACGCACGAACUCGGGACUUGCUCGCCAAAAAUUGCAUUUGUUACGAGAUGGAAGCAGCAGGGCUGAUGAACACCAUUCCUUCUCUCGUCAUUCGAGGGAUAUGCGACUAUUCUGACUCGCAUAAGAACGACCGAUGGCAAAAUUAUGCGGCAAUCGUCGCCGCUGCGUAUGCAAAGGAGCUUCUUCAAAUUACGGGCUGCUACAAUGCUCCGAGAUUGGACGCUCGUCAUGUUAUGUCAUCUUCGCCUUCUUCACUGGCUGCUUCGUCACUUGCCACUACUAUAAACGUGGACACAAUGAUGUCAAGAACCAUGUUCGCAGACUUGAAGCUAGACAAGUUCUCUCGGAAGAUUAUUGAUUGGCUUAAUCCUCCUGAUCCUUCUACAAAUUCUCACAAUUCCAAAGCUGUUAGGAAUUCAGAAACUGGGAUUUCGUUUUUAAAGAGCAAAGUAUUCCAAGAAUGGAAAUUCGGGGUGUGUCGGCAUCUAUGGCUCCACGCGAAAGCGGGAAGUGGAAAGACAGGUCUCGCAUCAACAAUCAUUGAGCAACUUCUGCUUGAGAGAAGCCCCUUUCACGUGGCUCUUUACUUCUUCUUUAAUUUCCAUAACACUGGUAUGCGGACUCUUGAGGACUUCAUAUGCUCGCUUGUCGCACAAAUAUAUUGUCAGUGUGAGAGUUCUCGAAAGGAGCUUGACGAACUAUGGGAGAAAUGUGGAAACGGCUCAUAUGGACCGGGACUCAAAAAGCUAUUAGGAACGUUUCAACUGAUGGUGCGCCAUCUUGAGAGUGUUAGGGUUGUCAUAGACGGCCUAGAUGAAUGUCAAUCCAGGAGGGAGUUGCUCUUAUGGAUUAGGGAAGUUGCAUUGUCUGAGGCUAUCAAUCUACAGUUUCUCAUAACCAGUCGGAAAAAGGAGGAUAUUUAAGUCUUUUGGAAGUUCAAACAUUAUAUAACUUGAUUUCAACACAGCAAAGUGCC
Molecule: messenger RNA, 1827 nt
Organism: Aspergillus steynii IBT 23096
Lineage: Eukaryota; Fungi; Ascomycota; Eurotiomycetes; Eurotiales; Aspergillaceae
Product: purine and uridine phosphorylase
Exons: 2
Coding region: 89-1774 (561 amino acids)
Biological process (GO): nucleoside metabolic process
Molecular function (GO): catalytic activity
Source: RefSeq, a predicted model, not a curated record